AUGACCUUCUAUGCCCUUGACUCCUUGGUUGAUAGCAUCACAUUCAUAAGAUUACAAGCAGAGGAAGAAGAAGCAAAGAAGAAGGGGGGUGAGCAGCAACAUGAUGUGAAGAAGAAAAAGAGGACGACUAAAGGGCACUUCAAUCCCAAACACUUUAUGGCAACACAGACUAUGAACUGUUUCCAUACGAUGUUGCGUGCUGUUAAGCCAGAAUUGUUUGCCAAUGAGGACAACAUUGGCAACGAAGUGAAAUGGGCUAAAGUUUAUGUGCAGAAUGAUACUGAUUCAUGUGGAGUUCAUGUCCUCUCUUGGCUACAAGAGUGGGAUGGCACUGCUCGUGAUGCUGCAGGAUAUACCAUGCCACGAUACUCCAAUGAUGAAUUGCAAGAGUUGAAGGUUGGCUGUUUGUGGUGGUUGGUUACCCAUCCCAUAAUGAACAUAGGGAUGAAGUGA
Messenger RNA from Neltuma alba, 453 nucleotides. RefSeq lists its product as uncharacterized. The transcript is spliced from 3 exons. Bases 1 to 453 code for a protein of 150 amino acids. The record is from RefSeq and is a predicted model, not a curated record. NCBI's taxonomy places the organism in Eukaryota, Viridiplantae, Streptophyta, Magnoliopsida, Fabales, Fabaceae.